Molecule: messenger RNA, 1233 nt
Organism: Setaria italica (foxtail millet)
Lineage: Eukaryota; Viridiplantae; Streptophyta; Magnoliopsida; Poales; Poaceae
Exons: 3
Coding region: 340-1125 (261 amino acids)
Source: RefSeq, a predicted model, not a curated record
GAAUCUCGCUGGUCCUACGACCGGGUCCGGAGCUCGGAGAGCCCCACGUCGCGGAAAGGAGCGCCGGAAGGGGGGAGGAUCGACAUCGGAGGGAAGAUCAAGAACGUCCUUGAAGUCAGUCCUCUGAUGAACUCAACAUUUUCAGGCUUUCAGCAUGCAGAUUUGUUAGCCUUUUUAAGCAUCUAGAGCCUGACGAGCUGUUAUUGAUGCCAUUCACUGUUUGCUUAGCAGCAGGAGGGCCUGGCGGCGGUGGCCGACAACACGACACCCUGUGCCGGCGCCGGCGGCAGCGCCGUCGUCGCCGCCCGGAAGCUGCAGAUCAGGAGGAAGGCGUGCAGCAUGGACUUCCGGAGCGCGAACCUGGUCAGCCCCGACACGCCGAUGCUGUCCGACGACGUGGAGUCGCCUCAGAUCAAGGCCUCUCGCGACGUAGCGAACGCCAUGGCGGCCAAGGUGAAGCUGCUGCAGCGCGAGCUCAAGACGUUGAAGGCCGACCUCGCCUUCUCCAAGGAGCGGUGCGCGCAGCUGGAGGAGGAGAACCGGCAGCUCCGGGACGGCAACCCCGACGCCGACGAGGACAUGAUACGGCAGCAGCUGGAGACGCUGCUCGCGGAGAAGGCGCGGCUGGCGCACGAGAACACGCUGUACGCCCGCGAGAACCGGCUCCUGCGGGAGAUCGUCGAGUACCACCAGCUUAACAUGCAGGACGUCGUCAACCUCGACGAGGACGACGACGACAUCGAGGAGGAGGACGAGGAAGAUGUCGACGCCGAGGACGACGACGACGCGGAGCAGUACCAGGAUCGCGGCACGUCCUCGCCGUCCCACCUUGCGCAGGAGGAAAAGGAGCACCAGGCGGCCGCUCCGGAGGGCGAUCCGGACGCCGCCCCGCAGUCGCCCUCCCGGCAGACGGAAUCGCCGCGGACGCCGAGCACGAACAGCGGCGGCGCCAUGGACAAUGAGCCGCCGCGGAUGCUGAACACGAACAGCGGCGGCACGGUUGAGUACGAACCCCAUCGGCUGCUGAGCACAAACAGCGGCGUCAUCUCUGACGAUGAUUCGUCUGCGGUGCCCCGGAGGUCCAAGGAUGAUGGCUCGUCACCUGAAACGACGCGCGACGGCUGACGAAAGGCGGCUGAAAUAGUGCAAGCUUGUAGAGGACACGUGUCGUCUCUGAUUUGUUAUUGUGAUUUUGUUGAAUGUAAUUCAUAAAAUUCACCUGAUCUGGGUGAA